Molecule: messenger RNA, 843 nt
Organism: Trichomonas vaginalis G3
Lineage: Eukaryota; Parabasalia; Trichomonadida; Trichomonadidae
Product: ribonuclease inhibitor domain-containing protein
Exons: 1
Coding region: 1-843 (280 amino acids)
Source: RefSeq, a predicted model, not a curated record
AUGCAAAGUGGGUUGAUAUCUGCAAUGCUCUCACUUACCCUUCAAUCUGUUGGUGUUAGGGCUUUUUAUGGAUCUUCAAUUGGCAAUCUAUCAAUUAGUUGUUUAAUUCCAUCAGGUCUUUGUAGAUUAUGCACUUCUUUAGAAACACUUACAUUGAAUGAAGGUGUCAGUCAAAUCGGUCCUUUUGCAUUUUCAGAAUGUACUUCAUUAAUUGGAUUCACAAUACCUAAAAGAUUAACAAAAAUUCUAGAAUUUGCAUUUGAAUCAUGUUCAUCUUUAUCAAAUGUGAGAAUGGUGGCUAACUGUAAUCUAGAAUCAAUUGAAGGAGGAUGUUUCUAUGGUUGUCAUAAUUUGAAAUUUAUCAAUUUGAGCAUAUAUGAUACUUCUUAUUUAUUCCAAAAUGGUGCUUUAACUUUUCAUAAUCAAAGUAAAUUAAUGGUUUUUAUUCCAUAUAGUGGAAUCAAAAAUUUCAUUGUACCAAAUGAUAUGGAAGUUAUAGGACGAUGUGCUUUUAUGGGAAGUCCAACUCUUCUCAGGGUUUUCUUCAAUGGAAACAAAAUUAAGAUGAUAGAGUAUCAGGCAUUCAAAGAUUGUCCAAACUUAAAUCUGAUAUUCAUUGCAUCUUCAAAUUCCAUUUCUCUUGGAAAUCAAGUUUUUGAUGGUUGCCCUUUGCUCAGGAAAUGCGGAUCAUUCUCUGUGCCUCAAGAUAUUAAGCAAAUAUUUAUAGCUCAGAAAAUUCCGAAUAUUGCGUUUUCAGAUGAAUGUCCUAUGGAAAAUUCAUGUGAGCAAAUUCGGUUUUCUUUCAUAUCUAUAUUUGCUUUUUGCCCAUUUAUUUUAUUAUAA